AUGCCAAUCUAUAGAAUUGCAAUUGGAUCUCCUGCAGAAGCUGGUCAACCUGAUGCAAUUAGAGCUGCAUUUGCUGAAUUCUUCUCUAUGCUCAUUUUUGUUUUUGCUGGUCAAGGCUCUGGCAUGGCUUACAACAAAAUUACAAAUAAUGGACCUGCAACACCUGCUGGUCUAAUAGCUGCCUCCCUAUCUCAUGCAUUUGGACUAUUUGUUGCUGUUUCUGUUGGAGCAAACAUCUCUGGUGGACAUGUGAACCCUGCAGUCACAUUUGGUGCCUUCAUUGGUGGAAACAUUACACUUUUGAGAAGUAUGCUAUAUUGGAUUGCACAGUUACUUGGUUCAGUUGUUGCUUGCAUUCUUCUCAAGUCUGCCACUGGUGGAAUGGAGACAUCAGCAUUUGCGAUAUCCUCCGACAUAUCAGUAUGGAACGCACUAGUUUUUGAAAUUGUGAUGACAUUUGGAUUGGUAUACACAGUCUAUGCAACAGCAGUAGAUCCAAAAAAAGGUAACAUAGGAAUCAUUGCACCACUUGCAAUUGGUAUCAUUGUUGGUGCAAAUAUCUUAGCUGGUGGAGCAUUUGAUGGUGCAUCAAUGAAUCCAGCUGUUUCUUUUGGGCCUGCUGUUGUUAGUUGGACUUGGACUCAUCAUUGGGUCUAUUGGGUCGGCCCAUUUAUUGGUGCGGCAGUUGCGGCUAUUGUCUAUGAUAAUAUCUUCAUUGGUGAAGAUGGUCAUGAACCUCUCACUAGUAGUGAUUUCUAAAUUAUAUAUCUGUUUUUAGUUGGAAAUUCGGUAUUUGAAUAUAGAAUCGUGAGAUCAAUCUUAUUUAUCCUGCUCCAUUAGCGAGAGGCUAACUGAAGUCAGAGACUAGUUCUAUUAUCCUAAUUCAUAAGCGAGAAGUUAAUUUUCUCGUUAAUUGAAAAUAGAGUAAAAUUUUAUAUGAACUGAUAUAUGAUAUAUAAAUGUUGAGGAGGGAAUAAAUUGUUGAAGAUUUUUCAACUUGUUUAGAGUUUGUUAGGAGUUGAAGAUUUUUCAACUUGUUUAGAGAUUGU
Vicia villosa (hairy vetch) is the source of this 1049-nucleotide messenger RNA. RefSeq names its product aquaporin TIP1-3. Gene Ontology annotation, molecular function: water channel activity. Lineage: Eukaryota; Viridiplantae; Streptophyta; Magnoliopsida; Fabales; Fabaceae. The record is from RefSeq and is a predicted model, not a curated record. Bases 1 to 759 code for a protein of 252 amino acids. Gene Ontology annotation, biological process: transmembrane transport; water transport. Gene Ontology annotation, cellular component: membrane. The transcript is spliced from 3 exons.